Colletotrichum acutatum is the source of this 1983-nucleotide messenger RNA. Its product is annotated as kinase-like domain-containing protein. The transcript has 2 exons. The record is from RefSeq and is a predicted model, not a curated record. Gene Ontology annotation, biological process: protein phosphorylation; cellular hyperosmotic response; MAPK cascade. NCBI's taxonomy places the organism in Eukaryota, Fungi, Ascomycota, Sordariomycetes, Glomerellales, Glomerellaceae. Gene Ontology annotation, molecular function: ATP binding; MAP kinase kinase activity. The coding region runs from base 1 to 1983 and encodes 660 amino acids.
AUGACGGACCUAAAUACUCCAGACUCCAUGCCUGCCACCCCCGAUGGCUACGUUGGCGAUAGAGACGGACUGGGUAGUCCUACGUCGCCCGGUUCCGCCGACUCUUCCGAGGCCAGCACCCCGCUCGAAGGCCCCUCGGAAUCCCCUUCAGAAGUACCCAAACGUCUCCCGUCGCUUCGCACCGUUUCCGAUCCUCAAAAUAUGACUCCGUCCUCGACACCCUUGGGCAUGCUGAGCAACGCACGCCGUCCGCCUCCUACCGCUUCCAUGAUGAGCAUGGGUGGUGGUGCCAUGAACGAAGUCAUGGCAAGGGCAAGGGCACUUCACGCUCAGCGCAUGGGCAAGCCUGCUGGCUCACAGCCUCCUCCCAACAAUAUGGCGAGCUCGCCGCAAUCUCCAGUUCCACGGCAAGGCUCUCCCGGAGGGUUACCUGGCGGUAUACCUGGAGGGCUGAAGCUGCCUGGUGGUUUGGUUCGCCCAUCCCCUGGUGGUAUGCCACGCUCCGCCCCGGUUAUCCCAACGAAGCCAUCUCUUGCUGCCAGGCGUGGACCCAUGAUGAAGCUUUCCGACAUGGGCGGUGGUCCUUCGCCCGCCUCUCCGACCGCGCCGAAGUUGUCUGAUAUCCACGGCCCUUCGAAUAAUGGGAGCGGUGCACCCAACGGAACGACUGGAUCCAAGAUGGACGAGUUCAAAAAAUACAUUGACUCGGAGAAGGGGUGGAUCACGUUCGACGGUGCUGCAACUAUCACUAAGAACGGUGUCAACUUUGCCAAUGGCACAGCUUUUACCAUUUCGCUAGACGAAGUGGAGAUCUUGGACGAGCUUGGCAAGGGUAACUAUGGUACCGUCUACAAAGUGAGGCAUACAAAGCCUAGAGUACCAAGGUUUGGAUCUGGAUUGGGUGGUUUCAAGAACCCGAAGUUGAACUCGUCACAGUCCGACCCAUCACCCAUCCGCCAUGCCGAUACAUCGAUAGAGUCAUCACCAGUCUCGGCAUCCACUGAAGGUACCGGAAGGGUGAUGGCGAUGAAGGAGAUUCGGUUAGAACUGGAAGAGGCCAAGUUCACGACCAUUCUCAAGGAGCUCGUCAUUCUACACGAGUGUAUAUCGCCCUACAUCAUUGACUUUUAUGGAGCCUUCUUCCAAGAAGGUGCGGUCUACAUGUGCAUUGAGCACAUGGAUGGUGGAUCGAUCGACAAGCUGUACGACGGUGGUAUUCCCGAAGGCGUGCUACAAAAGAUUACAUACUCUACGGUCAUGGGCCUCAAGUCUUUGAAGGACGAGCAUAACAUCAUUCACCGUGAUGUCAAACCCACCAACAUCCUGGCCAAUACUAGAGGCCAAGUCAAGAUUUGCGAUUUUGGUGUCAGUGGAAACCUUGUUGCGAGUAUCGCCAAAACCAACAUUGGUUGCCAGAGUUACAUGGCCCCGGAACGUAUCUCAGGAGGAGGUAUGACAGCUGGCGCUGAUGGCACAUACAGCGUGCAGAGCGAUAUCUGGAGUCUCGGUUUGACAGUCAUCGAGUGUGCCCUGGGACGAUACCCCUACCCGCCGGAGGUAUCGUCGACGAUUUUCAGCCAGCUGAGCGCUAUUGUCGAGGGAGAGCCCCCAGGCCUGCCUGAGGAAGGAUACUCCAGCACCGCACACGACUUCGUCCGCAAGUGUCUCAACAAGAUUCCGAAGGAUCGUCCUACCUAUGCGGCGCUGCUCCAACACCCUUGGAUGACACCCUUUUCCAAGAUUGAGACGAUUACCGAGGAAGCAGAAGAGGGAGAGGAGGCUGAGGCUGUAGCAGAUGCUGUCGGCAAGCUCUCCCUCUCGUCUGGCACCGAGGAUGAAGAAGUUGCGAACUGGGUCAAGUCGGUGUUGGAGCGGAAGCGCGCAGGUCUUAUCGCUCCGGCCGCCAAACCGGCCCUGCACGCUGCUCCGUUACAGUCCCCGACUGCGAGCCCUGUGGUCGGAGCUGGUGGUAUGCUUGAAUAG